AUGGAUGUGACGCGCGCCCCGGGGUUCCUCUCUCUGUGCGUCCUCCUUCUCCUCUCCAACACUUUGGACGGAGCCUUAACUUUUGAGCUGACUCUGCUUCACACCAACGACCACCAUGCCCGCGUCGAGGAGACAAGCCGAGAGGCGGGGAAGUGCCGGGGAGAUGGACCCUGCUUCGCCGGAGUCGCCAGAAGGUUCACGAAAAUCUCCGAAAUCCGCCGGAACGAAACGCACGUUCUGUUACUGGACGCCGGUGACCAGUUCCAGGGAACUCUCUGGUUCAACUUUUACAAAGGAGCGGAAGCGGCUUACUUCAUGAACCUACUGGGCUAUGACGCGAUGGCCUUUGGAAACCACGAGUUUGACAACGAGGUGGAGGGUCUUCUCUCCCCCUUCCUUCAUAACGUCAGCGCUGCCAUGCUCAGUGCCAACAUGAAGGCAGACCAGACACUGGGCCCGCAAAUCAACGCCCUCUAUCAGCCAUCCAAAGUGUUCACCCUUGGCUCAGAAAAGGUGGCUGUGGUGGGAUACACUACAGCAGAGACCCCUCUCCUGUCCCAGCCCGGACCCAACCUGGUCUUCCAGAACGAGGUGGAGGCCCUCCGGGUUGAGGUGGAGAGACUGACCUCCAUGGGCGUCAACAAGAUCAUCGCUCUGGGUCACGCCGGCUUCGACGUCGACAUAGACAUCGCCAAGCGAGUCAAAGGAGUUGAUGUCGUCAUUGGAGGACACAGCAACACCUUUCUUUAUACUGGCAGCCCGCCGUCGUCCGAGAUCCCAGAAGGAGUCUACCCGCACAUGGUGCGGUCCGACGACGGGCGAGAUGUUCCCGUGGUCCAAGCGUUCGCCUUUGGGAAAUACCUGGGGAACCUCAAAGUCACCUUUAACCAAGCCGGAGACGUUAUUAAGGCGGUCGGGAACCCCAUCCUCAUGGACAGCAGUGUAGCUGAAGACCCGGGUGUGCUGGCCGAAGUGCUUCACUGGAAACAGAACCUGUCCCACCUCUCCACCCAGGUCGUCGGGCACACCUUAGUCUACCUCGAUGGCUCCAAGGAGUGCCGCUCAGAGGAGUGUAACCUUGGCAACCUGAUCUGCAGUGCCAUGAUCUCUAACAACAUCAAGCACUCUGACGAGCUCCGCUGGAACCACGUGGGUCUGUGUAUGAUGAACAGUGGGGCCAUCCGCACCUCCAUAAAUGAGCGCUUUAAGAACGGAACCAUCACAAUGGAGGACCUGCUCCUGGUGCUGCCCUUCGGGGGAACCUUCGACCUGAUCCAGGUGAAGGGCUCCACGCUGAGGAAGGCCUUCGAGCACUCGGUCCAUCGCUACGGGAGCAAGAGGGGAGAGUUCCUUCAGAUAGGAGGCUUCCACGUGGAGUACCUCGUGUCCCGGCCGGUGGGCCAGCGCCUGGUGUCCCUGGAGGCUCUGUGCACCGCGUGCCGCAUGCCCCGCUACCUACCGGUGGUCCCCGACGAGGAGUACAAGCUGGUGGUCACCUCCUUCAUCGCCGACGGAGGGGACGGGUACGACAUGCUGAAAGACGAGAGGCUAAAGCACGACACGGGUGACAUGGACGUCUCUGUUCUCUCCAAAUACAUCAUGGAGCAGCAGCGUGUUUAUCCUCCGCUGGACGGUCGGAUCAGGUUCAUCAACUCUGCAUUCUGCGUGGCAAGCAGCUCCGCCAUGCUGCUAGUGGCCAUGGUCCUGGCCUCCGUCCUCUGAUCACCUGCCUCAUCACUCAGAGAUUACCACACAGAUGAGAGCCAUGGACGUUGCGACUAGCCUUAUUGAAAGUCUCAU
Molecule: messenger RNA, 1800 nt
Organism: Gadus chalcogrammus (walleye pollock)
Lineage: Eukaryota; Metazoa; Chordata; Actinopteri; Gadiformes; Gadidae
Product: 5'-nucleotidase-like
Exons: 9
Coding region: 1-1722 (573 amino acids)
Biological process (GO): AMP catabolic process
Cellular component (GO): plasma membrane
Molecular function (GO): 5'-nucleotidase activity; metal ion binding; nucleotide binding
Source: RefSeq, a predicted model, not a curated record